AUGGUACCGUACCGAAUUCCAUCUCAGCUCCUCGUCGCCCUGCCUUCUCGUACAGCUGUCGCUUUCAUUCGAUCUCCACCUGUCCCCAAUCACAGGCGAACAACUGUUGGGUGGGUCGCAUCGUUUCUCAUUGGCUCGCUCCUGGGAGGGAUUUUAACCGCAAUCAUCGUUCCUGCCGUGACAUCUGCUGACGCUGCCAACGUGGCUGCUGAUGCUGUGGCGGCUGACGUGGCUGCUGACGUGGACGCUGCCAGCAACGCCACGUGGAGAGGUGACGUGGCAGGCGUUCAGGCGGAGGCAGAGGAGCUGCUGGUGCAAAACACGGAGCUGCGGCGUGCUCUGGGGAAGCUGCGGCAGACGGUGAUGCUGGAAGCAAGGACACGCAUGGCUCAGCUUAAGAGCAUCCUCAAGGUGAGCAUUCUCAAGGUGAGCAUUCUCAAGGUGAGCAUCCUCAAGGUGAGCAUCCUCAAGGUGAGCAUUCUCAAGGUGAGCAUUCUCAAGGUGAGCAUUCUCAAGGUGAGCAUCCUCAAGGUGAGCAUCCUCAAGGUAAGCAUUCUCAAGGUGAGCAUCCUCAAGGUGAGCAUUCUCAAGGUGAGCAUUCUCAAGGUGAGCAUUCUCAAGGUGAGCAUUCUCAAGGUGAGCAUUCUCAAGGAGAUCAAGUUGGUGCAGGACCAGCGUGCUUUGACCUUCUAUGUGGACGACAGGCACCUGCCAUCGCCACCACCAGAGCUGAAGGAGAUUGCUGCACUGACUGCCAGGCGGCGGCCGGAUGUGGAUGCAAAAGAGGAGGAGCUGGUGGCGAGAGCGCAGGUGCGGGUGCUGUCUCUGCGCGAGGAGAUAGAGCGAGCCGUGCACGCUGACUUGCGCCUCAGCUACUCCCGCUGCGCUGCUUCUCUGCAGCACACCCUAGAGGCCCAGCAGGCGCACACACAAGCCAUGCAAGCAUACAUGGCAGCGCACACCACACUCGCCCUCCGCCUCACGGCUCUGUCAGUGCUCAAGCAGCCAGGCAGCGCGGAGAAGCUGCGGCGACUAAGGGAGCAACCCAGCCUGCUCUCCUCGCCUGCUGCUAGAAACGCCUUCCUCUCCUCCCUUGAUGCACCAGUGCUCAAGCAGGCGGGCAGUGUAGAGAGAGUGCAGCGCCUGUGGGAGCAUCCCAGCCUGCUCUCCUUGCCUGCUGCUAGAAACGCCUUUCUCUCCUUUGAUGCACCAGUGCUCAAGCAGCCAGGCAGCGCAGAGAAACUCCAGCAAUUGGGGGAGCAGCCCAGCCUGCUCUCCUCGCCUGCUGCUAGGACCACCUUCAUCUCUUCCCUUGAUGCGCCUGGUGAGUCUGCUUGCACCUUUUUCACUGGAGCACACGGCUCUAUCAGUGCUCAAGCAUCCUCUUUUGAGUCGACUCAAAAGCGAGCACACGGCUCUAUCAGUGCUCAAGCAGCUGCGCAGUGGAGAGAAAGUGCAGCGCCUGAGAGAGCAGCCCAACCUGCUCCACCACCCACCCGCAUUGAGGUGGUUUGUGAGGCGCCUCAAAAACCACCUCAACGCAGCGGAGAGAAAGUGCAGCGCCUGAGGGAGCAGCCCAGCCUGCUCCACCACGCACCCACCCCCUCCCUUCAACCCUUCUCCCCUUCCCCUCGUAUGCCCAGCAGAAGUAUCACUGUGGGCGGAUCUCCUCUUAUCCGCGUCCCACUUCCCAUCUGUAUUCCUCUCUACCGACCUCCAUCCACCACAGAAGCAUCACUGUGGUCAGACCUUCUCUUCUCUGCAUCCCAUUUCCCCUCCAUAUUCCUCUCCACCGACCACCACCCCUCACGCAUCUCAACCAUGCAAAGCUUAGCUAACACCCAGAACGGCACGGUCCUGGCACUUAAACUGCGCACCGACCACGCUGCUGCUGCCGUGAAGGAAGCCAAGGGGAAGCUUCCUGAGCUGUGCCACGUCAGCAGCUCCUGGGUGAGCCCCGAGGGUGCUGACGUGUCUCCUUGCACUCUGGCCAGUCGAAUAUCAGAAGAAGAGGGGGAAGGAAAGAACAGAACAAGCAAGAGCAGCGGAGGGACAGAAGCAGGAGCAGGGACGGAGACUGACCCUAAGAAGGAGUCAGGCCCCCUGUCAGGGCCCUUAGCACCCUCUGCUCUGUGGCGACAACCCCUUUGGGACCUCUCCUUCCCCACCCAUCCUUCCGCGUUUCCCGCCUUCCCUCACUCCUAUGCCUUCGAUUCUCCUGCCUCCUCCCCGUUCUCCUCCUCCCCCUUCUCCUCCUUCUCCUCCUUACUUUCGUCGGCGUCUCAAUCGCCGGCUACAGCUGGCUCAUCUGUAGCAGAGCAAUCCACAACUGCUACAGAUGCUGCUACAGCUGAUGCUCAUACCCACUCCCAUUCAGCCGAAUCCCCAGGUUCAUCCAGCGCCAGCUCACUCCCCGAAUCAGCCACGUCAUCACCUGCCACGUCAGCAGCUGCAGUGAACAUCUCCUUCCUCAUCUACACAUCGCCGCCCACCACAGCCGCCCUGGAUCUCGUCUCCAAGCUGUAUGAGUGCACGCAUGGGCGGCUCAGGGCGGGCAGCAUAGGCGGGCGGCUGGGGGGACUCACAUCGGAAGCCCUUGUGUUACUAGAUGGUCCCUCCAUUCCCCUGCACCAAGCCUCUGCCAUGGUCCGCCGUGGGAAAACCGCUGGUGGGAGCGGCAGUGGGGAUAAGAGCAGCAGCAGCAACAGCAGCAGCAGCGGCGGUGGCAAUAACAGCACCGAAGGCAUACCAAGCACAGUGCCAGGGUUUGAGAAGUACUACAACCCUGCAGAUUGGAUCCAAGCCACCCGCCGAACCGCUCCAGGUUCGUUCCUCACGCACAUCCUCGCGCCAUCCCGUAUGGGCGCCGCCCGAGCCUACAACCUCCUCUCCCUCCUCGCCCGCGGCUCCGUCCUCAUUCUCCUUGCGGGCGGCGAUCUGCCGCCCGACUCCUGCGACUGGGCGGCGAAUCUCGUCUCGCCUUUCUCGGCAUGGCCCCGGCUGGGAAUCGCAGGGCAUUCGAUGGGGAAGAUGGGGCUGAGGAACGUUCCAGGAAGCCUGCAGCUGGGGGAGUUGCGGAAUGCGGGGGAUCAGUUUUGGAACAGACUUAGAGAUCCGGUUACAGGGGUGAGGAUGAGCUUUGUGUUGGGGACGGUGACAGGGCCAAUGGCGGCGAGGCGAGACGUGUUUGUGAAGGUGGGGGGGUUCAGUACAAUCGACGGAGGUAUAGAUGCACUAUCGGACUGGGACCUCUGCCAGCAUGUGUGGCUCUCUGGCCAUCAGCAAGAUGCAUUCGUGGCUUCAUUCCAUGACCUGCUGUGCCUCGUCCUCCCUAUAACAGGCUCCGAUAGUAUCCCCCAAGACCCAUUCCGCCGGCAGCGCCACGACUCCAUCGGGGGAGGCAUCCCUGGCGCGGGGGGGAUGCGCCAGAUGCUCACUCCGGGCAGCGCCGCCGCAGCAGCCGCCCGGCAGCGGCGCAUGUCCGUCCAAUUCGCGUCAGGCUUCUCAAAACCCACGGGAUUGCAGCUGCCAGGGACUGUGGGGGGCCAAGGGGGACCCAUGACCCCUACCGCUGGUGGGAACCCCACUACUGCAACCAAGAAAGUGCAGAAAUCUAUGAUGAUGUCGGAAACGCAAGAAGCACAAGUCACGGUGGACCAAAGCCUGGCAGGACGUGCAGGACUUCUUUCAGCCCAUCAGCAUGCUGUGGCAGCCACGGGGCAUCCUGAACCCUCUUCCCCUGCUCUCUCUCCCUCACCCUGCUCUCUCCCCACCCAGCCGCCAAAGCGCAAAAAACGCAAGUCACGGUGGACGAAGGCUUGGCAGGACGUGCAGGACUUUUUUCAGCCCAUCAGCAUGCUGUGGCAGCCGUGGGGCAUCCUGAACCCGCACUCUAAAUUCAUGGCGCGGUGGAACAAGGUGUUCAUGGUGGCGUGCAUCCUCGGCUUCACCAUCGACCCCUGGUUCCUCUUCACCCUCCAGGCGCUCUACCAAGUGGCGCCCCAGCCGCAUAUCCCCUCCUUCACUGUGUACGUGGAGUCAGCUCAAGCCAUCCUUCCCCACCCUGUCUCCCCCCCCCGGCAGGCCAUGCUGUGCCUGACUCUGGACUGGACAGCAGCCAUCACCUUCACUUCUUUUUGGGUUGACUCAACUCAAGCAAUGUCCAACCCAUUGAGUCGACUCACAGACCAUUCUCUCCCACCCCCCACCGUGACCCGCCAGGCCAUGCUGUGUCUCACUCUGGACUGGACGGCAGCCAUCACCUUCACUGUGCUGCGCUCCUUUGUGGACCUCUGCUACGUCAUUCAGAUCGUCGUUCAGUUCCGCAUGGCUUACAUAGUGCCGCCUCCCACCAACCGCAAGAACCGCUUCUUCCGCCGCUGGUGGGCCGACCGCUCCCUGCAGAGCCCGGGCGACCUCGAGUUCGAUGCACGGGUCAUCGCCAGCCGCUACCUGCGCUCCUGGUUCCUCAUUGAUGUACUGGCAGCGCUGCCCAUCCCCCAGGUGAGGGCUACCACCCCACUCGGUGCUGCCUCUCUGUUCUCCCCAGGUGGUGCCUACCCCUGUUCUGCUCACCGCACUCCUGCAGAGCCCUGGAUAGUGAUGCUGGUGAUAGUGCCAAUGAUGGGUCGAUCAGUCCCCUCCAACACCGGAGUCGCCAUGACAGUGCUCUGCCUCGCAGCCCUCUUCGCUCAGAACGUCCCCCGGGCCAUCCGAUUCUUCCCCAUCCUCUCGGGCAACGCGCCGCAUGUUACCGGGCUCGUGUUUGAGACGGCAUGGGCGAAUUUCCUCCUCAACUUUGUGUUCUACCUCAUGGCGUCCAACAUCGUCGGCAGCAUGUGGUACUUCCUCGCUGCCUCGGUGACACAGCGGCAGCUGGGGGUGCGGCAGAGGCGGCAGCAUGAGCGCAUAUAUCCCCAUCCCUUACCUGUGUUCCACUCCCUCCUUGCACCCCGUCUGCACCCUUUCUGCACCCUCUCUCAACACCCGCUUCCCCACGUACACCCCAUAUAUCCCCAUCCCUUUCCUACACUCCCUCCCUACACCCCCUUUCCCAUGCCCUCCUGGCAGCGCUUCACCACGUGUAUGGCGGGCCAGUGUGCCACUCAGGGCGACGCCUGUCAGCCCGAGUACAUGUACUGUGUCGACCAAAACGCCAUCGCCUACCAGAACACAGCAGCAGAGGCCGUGUGGGCUACCGGGCCGGCCAGCGCGUGCCUGGUGGCAGACACACCGGGCAGUGACGCCCCGCCCUCCCCCAUUGAUUAUGGCAUCUUCACCAAUGCUGUUCCGCUGGUGGUGGAAGGGGCGUUCCUCUCCAAGUACAUCUACUCCUUCUUCUGGGGCUUCCAGGUGCGUGUCAGUUUUUGUUGCAAGGUCACCUCGUUCCUCUUUAACCAUGUUCACCUCUUCUGGGCCUCACAGCAAGUGAGCACGCUAGCAGGCAACCUGGAGCCGUCGAGGUGGGAUCCCGAGCAAGUGAGCACGCUAGCAGGCAACCUGGAGCCAUCGAGGUGGGAUCCCGAGGUGCUCUUUGUCAUCCUCGUUAUAGGGCUGGGGCUCGUGCUGCUCGCACUGCUUAUUGGCAACAUCUCCAACUUUCUGCAAGCUCUCAGUAGAAGGUCCUUGGAGUACCAGUUGCAGCGCCAUGGCAUCGACCCGUGUUGCUCCUCCCCUUCCUUUUCCCACCUUCCUCUUUCGCCCCUCUUUCGCCCCUCUUCCCCCUCAUUUCAAUCCUUCAUCAGGUCCUUUGAGUACCAGUUACAGCGCCAUGACAUUGACUCAUGGAUGGAGCGACGCAACCUGCCUCUCAGUCUUCAAAAGCGAGUGCAGAAGCAGCAGCGGCUGCACUGGGUGGCGACGAGGGGGGUGGAGGAGGCGGAGGUGUUGGAUAAGCUUUCAGAUGACAUUCAGACAGACGUGCGCCGCAGCCUGUGUCUCGAGCUGCUGCAAUGCGUGAGUGGCGCAGUUUGUGAGUUCCCUGGUGCGAGUGGUGGUGCUGGAGUGUGCGAGUGGUGGUGCUGGAGUGUGCGAGUGGUGGUGCUGGAGUGUGCGAGUGGUGGUGCUGGAGUGUGCGAGUGGUGGUGCUGGAGUGUGCGAGUGGUGGUGCUGGAGUGUGCGAGUGGUGGUGCUGCAGUGUGUGAGUGGGGGUGCUGUAGUUCUGCACUCUUUUUCGCCAUGGAGCCGCAAGUUCUAGACGCCUUCUGUGAGAAGCUGCGGCAGCAGCUGUACAUAGAGGGCACGGUCAUCCUCAAGGAGGGCUACCCCUCUGCACUCUUUUUCGCCAUGGAGCCGCAAGUUCUAGACGCCUUCUGUGAGAAGCUGAGGCAGCAGCUGUACAUAGAGGGCACCGUCAUCCUCAAGGAGGGGUACCCCGUGUCGCGCCUAUUCUUCGUGCUGCGCGGCCAGCUCGAGAGCUACACCACCAUCGGGGGGCGCGCAGGCUUUGUGGACAGCGUGCUACUGGGGAAGGGGGACUUCCUGGGGGAGGAGCUUCUAGUCGAGUACCUUGAGAAGCUGUCGGACGGCAACAAGAGCCGGCGCUCAAGCACCCAGAUUCGCUACCUGGGCCGAUCGGUGACGAUGGGUGCGAGUGCAUCAGCGUCAGCAGCAGCGCUGGGCACGUUGGCGAUCGACGUGCUGCCGACAGCGCAGCGCACGGUGCGGUGCAUCGGGCCCGUGGAGGGGUACGAGCUCGAAGCCACCGAUGUGGCUGUGGUGUGCCGGCAGUUCGCCCGCAUGCUCGCCACCAGCAAGAUCCAGGCGGCUCUCAAUGAGUGCUGUCACAACCGGCGCACACACGCUGCCAGAACCAUCCAGCUUGCAUGGAGGCGGCACCUCAGAAAGAAAUACGGCCUCACCAUUCAGCAG
Molecule: messenger RNA, 6870 nt
Organism: Closterium sp. NIES-65
Lineage: Eukaryota; Viridiplantae; Streptophyta; Zygnematophyceae; Desmidiales; Closteriaceae
Source: the annotation of a GenBank genome assembly